Molecule: messenger RNA, 11468 nt
Organism: Malaya genurostris
Lineage: Eukaryota; Metazoa; Arthropoda; Insecta; Diptera; Culicidae
Gene: osa
Product: trithorax group protein osa
Exons: 18
Coding region: 1473-9290 (2605 amino acids)
Biological process (GO): regulation of transcription by RNA polymerase II; chromatin remodeling; positive regulation of DNA-templated transcription
Cellular component (GO): SWI/SNF complex; nucleoplasm; brahma complex
Molecular function (GO): nucleosome binding; DNA binding
Source: RefSeq, a predicted model, not a curated record
CCGCUCGUCGUCGUGUUUGAUGAACGCGCACUGUGUAAAAAGGGCAACAGUCGGGAUUUUAGUGCUUCUCGGUACGAAAAAUUGGUGAAAAUUAGUGAAAAACUGUCGCAAAGUGGUGCAAAUUUGCGGCCGGAAGCCGUGUGAAGUGGCUAACGCAGAAAUUAACCCCCGGAAAGGCACCGUUCGGACUAGGAAAGUUAGGAUUUCUCGUGGUUUGCCGCAGUCGGAAAGGCAAGCAUGCAGCAGUAGCCUUUCUCUGCUUUUGGCUGGUAUUUUUCUUAUUUUUCUACUGCCUCUUUGCGCGAGUGUGUGUGUGUGCGUGGGGAAUCUGGUCAGGUCGGAACGGAACGGAACUGACGGCGCGACUGGGAAAUAUGUCCGCCGCCCGCCUGCCAGAACGUUGGCCCGCUCGGUGCUAGAACACGAAACGGAACGGAACAAAACGGCCCCCUUUGUCCUCGCGAAGACGGUGUGCCUCCCUAAGCUGAUGGGAAAACGCGCCGGAGUUGUUCCCGGAAUGGAUUAGUGGGUGCAAAAUAUAUAUAUUUUUUUAAUACUAGUGGCUCCGUGCAGAACUGAAGCCUAUAGAGCAGUAACCAUCGACGUGAAGAUACCGGCGAAUCGUUCUUCACAACGCGUGUGUAUGUGUAUAAGUGUUUUUCUUUCUUUUUCAUUCUUUUAAUUCCUGCUAAAGAAGCGUGGAUGAUUGUGGCGAAGAAAAGAUAAAGUUAAGGCAGCGAAGAAAAUAUUUAAUAAAUAGCAUGCAACCGUGUGUUAGUGUUUCUUUCGUGUUUUAUUAUCAUUAGUUUUUUUUUUUCGGGGUUUAUUUGCCACGGGUUCUCCGUCAUCUUGGCCGUGCCUGCCUUUGUUUGUGCUCCUUCAAGUGGUAGUUUUUUUUUCUGCUGGUUCGCGCAAUUCACCGGAGAGAGGAUCGAGGAGGGAGCAAGCAAAAGAAAAUAAGUAACAGGCGGUUGAAGGAAGAUGAGAAAAAAAAAAAUGAUGAGAUUAGAGAUUAGUGAUGCUUAAGGUGAAGUCCACGGCACCGAAAAUAGAGAGCGGUUAGCCGGCCUGCGAAAUCAAAACGGAAAUUGUAAAUUGUUGUUGCUAAACAAACCCCAUAUGCUUGGAACGCCAGCCGAAGCUCUUCGCGUGGUAUGUGUGGUGCGCGUUCAAGAUUAGUGUUUGAUGACGGUGUAAUUAUCGCGAGCUCUUUACCGGUGCUCAUCGAAGGGGUACACGCAAACUACGUCGGGGAUUGUUUAUCGUUGUGUAUCGAUGCGGUGCUCGGAGUAACGCGCGCGUGAAGAUAAAUUCCACUCAUUUUAAAUUUUUUGUUGUCGUUGUUGUUGUUGUUGUUGUGGCUCUUUUCGUGAUCGUGACAGGCAAUUCUGAAUUCCAUUAAACGUAACAGCCGCCACCGCCGCAAAAAGCCGAGUGUGGGCCAAAAUGAGUUAAGGGGCGGGCAGAAAGAGAUGGCGCAGCAACAGACUGAGAUCAAUGAGAGUCUCGCGAAAGCUAACGAUAGAGGUGCUGAUCAACUACAGACAAAGAAAUCAAGCAAUUUGCAAAAUGGUACCGAUACUCAACAAGGCGGGAAAAAUUCUAGAAGUGGAUCAGUAAUGGGUGGUGAGAAAGCUAAGUCUCUGGCGGGUGCAGCUGCAGGAGGAAAUGGCGGUACAACUUCGCCCUCCUCCGGUCCACCCCACCCGCCACAUCCGGGGUCGGAAAGUGCCCCCGGAAUGCAUCCCUACGAACCAUCCGGACAUCACAUGCCACCGGGCAGUAACGCCGGUCCAGUGGACCCGAACAGCAAGGAUGAAAUGCACCAUCAUCCUCAGCAUCAUCCCAUGCAUCAUCCGCAACACCAUCAACAUCAGCUGUACGGCCAGUCGCCGAUGCAGCAUCAACAGUAUCCCCGGUAUCACCACGAUCCUAACAUGCCACCCGGUGAUCCCUACGCCCACUACCGGAUGGGAGCGGCACCGGGCGGUAAGCCGGGUUCGAUGAUACCUCCGAACCGGCCGCCGCCGCAGCGCUACAUGCAGGGCCCGGGCGGUCAACCACCGCAGCAUACGGCCGGUAGUCAUCCGGGUCAGCAACCGCAGGGACCAACGCCAACGCUAAACUCGCUACUACAGUCACAUCCACCACCCCAGCAUCGCUACCCGAAUAGCUACGAUCCAAAUCAACCGCAACAACCGCCCCCGGCGGCCAGUCCGGGCCAACCGGGACAGCAACAGCAGCAGCAGCAACCGCCACCCGGACCACCGCAGUCCUACGGGCACCAGCAAAGCUGGGCACCUCCGCGGCCGUACAGCCCUCAGAUGGGUUCGCAGCCGUACCGACCUCCACCACCGGGAAGCAACUCACGUGGACAGUCACCAUACCCACCCGGUCCACCCAGCCAGAGUCCGGGCAGUUAUCCUGCCUCACAGCAACAACAGCAGCAACAGCCGCCUCCAAGUCAACAGGGAGGUCCACAAGGGCUACCAAGUGGUCAACAAGGUCCACCGCCGCCCCCUCCACAAGGUCACCAACCGGUUGGACAACCGCCACCGAGCGGUGCGGCUGGAAGUGGUCCUCCACCGCCGCCUCCCUCGUCCCAGGGUCCUCCCGGUAGCAGUCAAUAUAGUCCCUACCAGCAGCGAUAUCCGACACCACCCGGACCGAAUGCCGGUCCCAACCAUCGGUCUCCGUAUCCUCCUCCGCACCAAUACGAACCGGUAAGGUCGUGGCCAUCACCGGCAGCCAGUCCGGGCCCAGGUGGACAGCAGCAGCAACAGUCGCACUUACCUCCCUCGCCGCACGGUCCACCGCAGAGUCCGGGCCAGCACGGUGCCCCAAGUCCGUCCCCGCAGCCGCCGCAACCCGCCCAAUCUCCGCAUCAGUAUCCAACACGACCGAGCCAGCCAUCGACGCCGGGUAUUAACGAUGGAGAAAUGAUCGGGGAUUCGACGGGCCAAAACAGUAAUGACAGCUCGAGUGGUGGUGGAACAGGUGGUGCUUCCGCUGCUUCCGGUACGCCCAAUUCCCAGGGCAUGAGGCCUAGCCCGUCUCCGACAGGUUCAUCUGGGUCUCGAUCUAUGUCGCCGGCAGUUGGUCAGCAGAGUAUACCGAUGCCUCCGCGUCCCUCUAGUAGUCACUCCCAAGUUCCAAAUCAGCAAGCACAGAAUCAACUAGGUAGUAGUAAUAAUAAUCUAGGCCACGGUAAUCAAUCCCAGCUGCAGCAACCACCGGAUCAUUCGCGAGUGGAUUCACCGAAUCGUCCACCUUCCGUCGGUGGUCCCCAGCAAGGUCCACCCGGACCGCCCCCUUCGCAAGCAAGCAUGGCAGCUCAAGGAUAUCAGACGCAACCACCCCAUCCGCCCCACAUGCACGGUGGUUACAAGAUGGGACCAAGUCCCGGUGGUCCAGGUGCAGGAAUGCCUGGACCACAGCAAAUGUCACCAUAUCCACCACACAACCCUCAAUCGCAACAGUAUUCACCACAUUCGCAAGGAAAUUACUCACCCCGGCCGCAGUACCCGGGUGGUUACGGCCCGUCGCCACCGGGCGGGCAACCAGGACAACCACCACCUCCUGGUCCCCCGCCGAACAGUGUAGCAAGUGGCCCUGGUGGCUAUCCUGGUCAUCGAAUGCCAAACCAUGUCGGUGGACCACCACCGCACUCUCAAUAUCCUCCACACCAACCAUAUCAGCAAGGUUGGGGACCUCCAGGACCUGGACCACAGGUGCCCGGGGGUCAUGUCAAUAAUCAUCAGCAGCAGCAACCGGGCAAGGGUAUGCCCCCGUCCGGUGUUCCCCCUUCACCACAGCAACCGAAUCAGGCACAGUCCCAACAGGGACCACCUAGCGGAGGUCCUCCGCAAAGCGGAUCACCACGACCUCUGAACUAUCUUAAGCAACAUCUACAACACAAGGGCGGCUAUGGCGGUGCCCCUAGUCCUACACCGCCACAGGGCUACGGCAAUGGUCCCGGUAUGCAUCCCCCGAUGGGUCCACCCCACCACAUGGGCCCACCGAUGGGACCGACUAGCAUGGGACCGCCUUCGGGGGCUCCUCCGAACCAGCAGGGGCCACCGCCAAGCCAGCCACCGAUCGGACCCAACAGUCAUCCGGAUGGAUCGCUACCACCACAGCCGCAUCAUCCGGAAUCGGGCUCUAUCGGUGGCCUGGACAAUGGCGUCAGCUCGUCCGGACCGGGCGGUGUGCCACAUCCAGUUACCUCACUCGUUACAACGGGACCUGAUGGCGCUCCCCUCGAUGAAGCCAGUCAGCAGAGUACCUUAUCCAAUACCUCAGUAGCUUCCGGCGAAGAUCCACAGUGCUCGACGCCGAAAUCGCGGAAAGGCGACCACUACAACCAAAGUCAUUUGACUAACACGCCGACAACCGCGUCGCCCGGACCGCACAAUCAGCACGAAGACUUCGAGAUGAACUCGCCCACAUCCUGGCCCCGGACGCCAGCUAGUCCAGUAUUUAACAGUCACGUUCCUCCCACGGAGACUCCCUUUAGAUCGACUAAGAAAUCCGACAGUUUAAACAAGCUCUACGACAUGGACGACAAACCGGAGCGACGGCCCUGGCUGGACAAGCUGCUGGCCUUCAUGGAGGAGCGACGAACGCCGAUCACGGCCUGUCCGACGAUCUCGAAGACACCCCUGGAUCUGUACAAGCUGUACAUUUUGGUGCAGGAGCGCGGCGGUUUUCUUGAGGUGUGUAAGGUCACGAAGAGCAAAACGUGGAAAGACAUCGCUGGAUUGCUCGGAAUCGGUGCCAGCAGCAGUGCGGCGUACACGCUGCGGAAGCACUACACCAAGAAUCUGUUACCGUUCGAGUGCAAGUUCGAUCGGGGCGGCAUCGAUCCGGGACCGAUUAUCGCCCAGGUCGAGGCCGGGUCCAAGAAGAAAUCGAACAAAACGGCUUCGGUCCCCUCUCCGGGAUCUUCCAACUCGCAAGACUCAUUCCCGGCACCGGGCAGCAGUAGCGCCUCCAUGGAUGGCUACAAUGCCUAUCCGGGCAGUGGUUAUCCACCGGGUGCAACACCGGACUACCAGAGCCAACCACCACAGCAGGGUCAAUCGCAGGGUCAGGCCCCGACGCAACCGCCGCAACCACCGGUGCAGCAGAAUCUACAACGACCGCCGUCGCAGCAAAGCGGCACCCAGUCUCCCCAUACAGGCUCGGCACCACCGACCACAGGAGAUAACAUUAGCGUGAGCAAUCCUUUCGACGAUCCGGUCGGUCCUCAGCGGCCACCUUAUCAGCAGGGCGCUCCUUAUCCGCCAGCUUCACGACCACAAGGUGCUCCAUACCAAGCGCAACCCGGAAGCUACCCAUACGGUGCUCCAGAUCAGUACGGUCCGGGUGCCGCCCCGGGCCAGUAUCCCCCUGGACAGCAAGGUCAAUAUCCACCUGCUAGUAGACCCAUGUAUCCCCCCUACGGUCCACCGGAAUCUGGUGAAGGAAGAUCGACACCACCAGCACCGAAUUCGGUUCCUCCCGCGACCGGAGAUCCGUAUCGAGGUUACGGCAGUGCACCCUAUCCGCCACCGCCGCAGCAACGACCAUACCAACAACCGCCCCCCGUCAGUUCGGGCCCAUCACAAACUCCCCCUGCUGGGCCUCCGGGUGCGGCUAGUCAACCUCCGGUGAGUGGUGCCCCAGGGCCGCAACCACCGUCAACCAUUGCCCAGGGCCAGGGAUAUCCGACACCACCUCAGCCACCCCAGCAACCGGACUACUAUCGGCCUGAUCAGCCCAAUCAACCAAGAAGGCAUCCAGAUUUCGAGAAGAACCAACAACCGUAUCCACCAUACCAGCAGCGACCGCAGAUGUACCCUGGUGGUUGGCAGGGUGGCGCAGGUCAAUACCGAGGGCAGUAUCCACCACAGGGUCCCCAGCAGCAGUGGGGAACGCACAACGGACCCCGACCUAGUGGUCCACCGGGACCUCCGGGCGGGCCGCCCGGUGCUCCGGGAACUCCCAGCCAGUGGAGUGCCGAUGCUAAUCGGUACCCUCCGAGUCAACAACAACCUCCCUAUCCGCCUCAUCAGCAGGGCCAACAACAACCAUGGAAUCAGUUGCCACCGACGUCCCAGGGUUCGCCGUUACGGCCACCUCCCCGCGGUGGUAAACCUUUCGCAUCGAUGCAGCAGCCCGGUAUGACGGGCAGUAUGCCACCGUCGCAACCGCAGAAUAGUGGUCCCGUUGGACCGACAGUGGGGGGUCCUACUGCCGGACCGGCCGUAAGUGGACCACCGGCACCGAGCGGCGCAGGUCAAUCGGGAGCUAAACCGAUGCCACCGGCUACGUUUCCACCGGCCAGCAAUGUCGCCCCGAAACGAGACAUUGUCUUCCCGCCGGAUAGUGUCGAGUCGACCACACCGGUUCUGUAUCGGCGGAAAAGGGCCAGCAAGCUGGACAUCGGCCAGACCGAUCCGUGGCGGAUAUUUAUGGCCCUGCGGUCCGGGCUGCUGGUGGAAAGCACUUGGGCGUUGGAUGUGCUGAACAUUCUACUGUUCGAUGACACUUCGGUGGUGUACUUCGGUUUGACGCAUUUACCGGGCUUACUGAAUCUGCUGUUGGAUCACUUCCAGAAGAGUUUGAGUGAUAUGUUCGAUACCAAGGAUCGGAAGAAUCGAGUCGGCCGGGCGUACGGUUGGUUCGGUAAGGAAGCGGACGAUGGUAAUGAUGAAGAAGAAGAAGACGAAACCGUGCAGGACGAGGGAGCGAUCGAGGAUGGUAGGGCGGAGAAUGAUGCGGUUGAAAUAAAGAAAGAAUUCGUUGAGGUGAAAGUUGAAAACGGAGAAGUUGAUCCGAAGGAUGGAUUGAAUGUCAAGCAGGAACCGUGUAUCCGAGGGCACAAACGAGCCAGACGAAGUUACGAAUUAGAUCUGGGAAGUGUACUGAAUCCUCCUAAUCCGGAGGACCGGAUAGUAGUUUUUAACUCGACUACCAACUAUACGAUGAGCUCGAGAAAGGGACUGCCUGUUAAGAUUCAACCGGCGGAGGAUGAUGUGUUUGUGUUGAACCAUCGGAAGGACUGGGAUCGGACGGCCGAUGAUCGCUACCAUAGGGAAACCGAUGUCGGAGGAGAUCCUUGGACUGCGGGCCAUUCGGAACCGGAUCCACAUGACUACAUUAUGGAACCGUUCCAGGCUGAGUUUGUAAACAUUCCAUUCGCUAGAAUGAUCAAAACUAGCAAAAAGUAUAAGGCGCGUUGUAAAAACAACAACAACAACAAUAACAACGUUGUGAAACGUCCAUCGAAGCCGGUCGAAAGUGAUGAUAGUGAUAGUGAGCAGAGCAGGACAAACGGGGACGGUCGGGUGGUGAACGGUGAGAGCAGUGGACCGGAAGAAGACACGAAACCACCGGCUGCGUUGGUGGCAGAAGUGAACAAUUUUGUGGUGAAGAAAGAAGUCAACGAGGUGACGCCGUCGAGUGAUGCGGACUGUCGGGAGAUCGAUAUGGAACUGGAGAAGAGCAGCCUGUCGAAUGGUCCCCAAGAUGGUGCUGGUGCAGACGAAACCGACGAUGCGAAAGAUGCGGACGUUAAGAUGGAAAUUGAAGAGGAUUACAGUAAACCAACGAGCGAAGCAGCAGCAGCUCGCCAGCAAAAGUUUAACGUUGCGGCAACGGUGCGUGAUCCGGCCAAGGUGCUGAAACGCCGAAGAAUGAGUGACUACGAGGAUGAGUGUUACACACGAGACGAGGCCAGUCUCUAUCUAGUUACCGAAGGUCAUGACUGCUUGGCGAGGCGUUGUAUGGCCAUCUCGAAUAUUCUAAGGAAUCUUACCUUUGUCCCCGGCAACGAGACUGAGUUUGCCCGAUCGUCACGGUUUCUGUCCAUCCUGGGAAAGCUGUUGCUGUUGCAUCACGAGCAUCCGAUGCGGACGAAGAAAACCAGAAACUACGACCGGGAGGAGGAUGCCGACUUUUCCGAUUCCUGUAGUAGUCUUCAGGGUGAAUCGGAGUGGUGGUGGGACUUUUUGGUGCAAAUCCGUGAGAAUAUGCUAGUUUCUAUGGCGAACAUUUCCGGUCAGCUGGAUCUGUCUCGAUUCGAUGAGCCCAUUUCGCGGCCCAUCCUGGACGGUCUAUUGCAUUGGUCCGUGUGCCCGUCGGCACACGGACAGGAUCCGUUCCCAACGUUGGGUACGAACUCAGUAUUAUCACCUCAACGGUUAGCGUUGGAAGCCCUCUGCAAACUGUGCGUUACCGAUGCGAAUGUAGAUCUUGUGAUAGCGACACCUCCUUUCACGCGCUUGGAAAAACUUUGCUCCGUUCUGACGCGACAUCUGUGCAAAAACGAAGACCAGGUCCUGAGGGAAUUCUCGGUGAAUCUGCUUCACUACCUCGCCGCGGCGGACAGUGCAAUGGCCCGAACGGUAGCUAUGCAAUCGCCGUGCGUAUCCUAUCUGGUGGCAUUCAUCGAGCAAGCCGAACAAACCGCCUUAGGAGUAGCGAACCAGCACGGCAUCAACUACCUCCGGGACAACCCGGACUCGAUGGGUACCAGUUUGGAUAUGCUGCGACGGGCGGCUGGAACGUUGCUCCACCUAGCGAAACACCCGGACAACCGACCGCUGUUCAUGCAACAGGAACAACGACUGCUCGGGCUCGUCAUGAGUCACAUUCUCGAUCAGCAGGUCGCCCUCAUCAUCUCCAAGGUGCUGUUCCAGUGCUCCCGGGGUACCGGUCCGCUUACGACGAUAGAAAUUGAAUCCUUCAUCAGCAGCAGCAGUCGAACGGCGGCGGAAGCAGCGAAAAAGUCAACGGAAAAAGAUUCUUCCGAAGCGGCAAAAUCGUCAUUGCAUUUAAACUCUAUCAUUGCCAAUAAUAACAACAUCAGCAACAGCAGCAGUAGCAGCACCAAUAGCAACCACAACAACAACAGUAGCAUUGGCCCAGCGAUGGCACCUCCCUUGCCGGUCGGUCCAUCCAAGAGCAGUGAACCACUGACACAACUGACAUCAUCAUCGACUACAACAGCAGCGUCGUCGGCGGCAGUUAUGCCGGCUCCCUCGGCUCCGGUCAGUGGCACUUCGGGACCACCGACUUUUGUACCACCUCCACCACCAUCAUCCACAUCAGCAUCGUCAUCGGCAGCAGCAGCAGCAAUUCCGUCGGCAGGAUCACCGACGAUGGUUGCCGGUGUUGGUAGUCCACCACCGGCACCACCACCACCAUCCAACACAGCGCCGUCGGAUGCCGGUUCGUCGCCACCAUCACCGGCACCACCGGCGCAAACACCGUCGGCGCAACAUCCGAUCACGGCUUCCUCGUAGUGGAAGAAAUCCCUUAUAAUGAAGCACGUUGUUCAACCCGUAGUUGAAGAUACUUUUGCUGAUUAAUUAUAUAUAUACAUAUAAAUAAUAGACAAUUAGUAGCAAGGUAGAAAACAAAGAAGAGAAAGAACGAAAAUCGAAGAGCAAAAGGCAAAGUAGACAUGUAAGCGACAGCAGAGAAUGGGAAUGAACACAAAAGAGUAAAUAAUCUUGUGUAUAGUAGUUUUUAAGAGUUUCUGCUAGUAGUGUUACAAAUAAAAAAAAAUGAGUGCAAGCGACAGGACAGACAGACAGACAGAGAGAAACAGAGAACGAAUGCGAAACACAAGCAUACAUAAUAAGCUAAGAUGUGAGAAUGGGAAUGAACAAACAAAACAAAACAAAAAAAAACAAGAAAAAAAAUUACGCGAUUUUAUGUGUAGUAGUAUGUAUUGACAAAAUCUGCUAAUGUUAGGCUGACCUAGUGUUAAUUCAAUCUACUGCAGUUAGUAGUGUUGUGUUGGACUAUGUAGCAAAACAAAAAAACAAAAAAGAAAACACGUCACCGACGACCGCCGGGAGGUGUGUGAAUUUUAAGGAACGAAGAUAAAAUACCUGAAAUGAGAAAUUAAACAAAAAACAACAGAAAAAAAAUGAGUGAAAGUAGCCGACAGUGGCAGCAGAUUCAAUUACCAAUUAAAAAAUUAAAUUGAAGUAAUCGGGAAAUCGUUGUUUGUUGGCUUCAAUAGCUUUCCUAUUCAUUUUUUCCCUCCUUUGAUGUGUUUUAUUCUAAUGCAAUUUGUGAUCGCGGUUGUGUGUUCUGGUUUUGGUGAAGGUUGCUUAUUUUUCCGUGGCUUUCGUAUAUAACUGAAUAAAUGAAAAAUUGUACUCGGAAUGAAAGUGUCAAUUGAAAAAAAAGAGGUUUAAAUCAAAUCAGCUUGCUUUGAAACGUGACUCUCGGGAAUAAUGGAAAAAAAUCGCUCGUUGAAUUAAGAUACGAAAAUAAAAGCACUCAAAAUGCUACCCUCGGUCUUCUUCCUACUAUUGCAAUCAAAAGUAAGCCUUCGGAAAGCACUGGAAAAAUAGCAGCAACCCAACAAUCAUAAGCCAGCCACCAGUCGUCGCAAUCAUCACGUUCAAAAGCAGGGAUUUAAUUUUCACGCAAUAACUGAAACGAGGUAUCAAUAUGUCUUUGUGUUAACGUUUGUUUUUCUAUUCAACCAUCUUUUAUUUCCUUGGCAUCCUUCAGCGUUUUUUCUUUUGGAGAAUUUGUAGUUUUUUGGGAUAUUUUUUUAAAUUUUGUUCGGCUUUCUUCGGUCGUUUUUCGCUGACCAUUUCGGUGACCGAUCGAAUCACCGAGGAAGCUGAUAUUGGGCAGACGCGGAGGUUGGACCGAAAAGUAAAACUCGAGAAAAAAAACCUCACGCAAUGUGUAUACUCAUAGUGUUAAUUGAUUAAACUGAGUUGGGAGCAGUGGAACGAACGGAAAUAUGAUCUAUUUGAAACUUCGCCUAGGUGUGUAGACUGUGCUACUAUUUGGGCAGUUAAAUGGUGUACAUUUUUUUUUGUUCGGUGGGGAAUGCAAACUGAGCAAAUCGGACUACUUAAAAACAAAGGAAAAAAAACACACACACAAGAAUGACUCUCAUUAAUGAUAACGAAACAAAGAAAACGCGCUGUUGUAUUGGGAAAAACGUGUAAUUAUUAAUUUAUUACCGAUGCUUCACGGAGCGAAAUGUGGCGCAAGGAGAAGAAAACAAAAACAUUAAUCUAUUAAUUGAUUGAUACUGGAAGUAAAUUAAUGUGUUAGAAGUGUAGCUAAAAUAAUAGUAUGAAUAUAGCGAAAACCCCUUUGAAAAAUAAAGAAAAGGAAAAAAAAAAACUACAACAACAACAACAACAAAUAGUAUAUUAGUGGUCCUGUUUAACAAAUGGGCGGAUCAAACAAAUGCUACAGCGGUACUAGAGAAGCAAAGAGAGCAGGUGGUGCAUUCGCCGUCGGCUGCCCAUUGUCCGAGAGAUAGUUUGUGGUGGACCUUCUUUCGCGAACUAAGCAGCGGUGGCGAAACAGAAUAAAAAAAUACGGCAAGCAUAUAAUAAAUCAAUCGAAUCUCUGUUAGGCUUUAGAGAUGUGUAAACAAAAUAUUUAAAUCAUGUUCAUACAUACAAACAGAAAAUGAAAACAAAAGAAAAUCGACA